AGUGGACGCAAACAAAUGAAUCGUAGCUUCGGGCUGGAGUAAUAUCAGGUGCAUCUCUACACCCUGAGGGCUCAACUCCUACACUUCUUAAGUCCCUCCCCCUGAAACAACCUCCUGCAGUUUCACUUAGAGAUCAAGCAGAGAACAGGUACUUCUCUCUCAGCAGUGACAGCUCCAGCUUACCAACAGCGAGCACCUUGGAGGUUUCCAACAUCUGUGUAGCUGUUCCUGCACUACCAGUUGCAGAAGUAUUGGCUUCCGGCACCCCGUCUUCCCUGAGACACCACAGGAGUUGGCUUCCUCUCUUCACCUGGAAGAAGGAUUCUAGAAACCAGAAAAACUGGAAACAUCAAGAGGCUAGAACUGUGGCGAGCUAACCACAAGAAAGUUUUUCUAAAGAACCAUUACAUUUAAUUGUUUCAAGCAGAGAACAAAAUGAGUCUUCUCAAAGAACGUAAACCAAAGAAGCCUCACUACAUCCCAAGACCACCAGGAAAGCCAUUUAAGUACAAGUGCUUCCAGUGUCCCUUCACUUGCAAUGAGAAAUCUCAUCUUUUUAACCAUAUGAAAUAUGGCCUCUGCAAAAACUCAAUUACUUUAGUAUCAGAGCAGGAUCGUGUUAUCAAGUGUCCGAAGACCAGUUCCUUGGAGCCCAAACAGAUCAAUCAGCUUGAAUCUACAGUCAAACCAACUUCUUCUAAAGCUGUCACAAAUGGACUGGCAAACCUCGAUUCAAAGCCUCAAUAUCCUUUUCCAAAAGAAGAUGCCAAGGAAAAUGUUGAAUUACAAAACCAGGCAACAAACACAGCAAUACAAGGACAAAAACCUGUGAUUCAGAAGGAAUUAACCCCUGCCAGUACUACAGCAGAAAGCGCUAUCAGCAUGCAGCCCCUUUUGGACAGCAUUGGCAGGCCCUCGGCUUUCGUUCCUGUAGGAGAACACAGAGAUAGCAAAGGCCCGGAAACCAGUGAAGUAUCUGAAAUCCUAUCACUCUCUAACAAAAAUUCACCUUUUCACACUAAGUCUGCAUUUCAUACACCAGGUCACCCAUGGAAAGCAGGUUCUCCUUUCCUCCCAGAGUUUCCACAUAAAGUUGCUCCGACAAAAGGCUUUGGUUCCAUUUCACCUUAUAUGCAACCGAUGAUUCCUGAGUACUCACCCCAUUUUUAUGAGCAUAGGCUGGCUAUCUACACACCAUACUUGCUUCCAAGUAAUUCAGAGUGUGAAAGCUCUGCUCUGUCUGUCUAUGGCACACAAGAUCAAAGACACUUUCUUCCACACCCAGGACCACUUCCAAAACCCAUAAAUCCAUCAGCAUAUGAACACUAUCGACUGUUCCAACAAUAUCAUUCCACUCCUCCGAUACCAUAUGGAUUUUGUAGGCCAACAGAUCCUGCAUUUUACAGAUUUUCACAUGUAGCUGGUAUUAACAGAGAUCAAAAUUCUCAUCUAAUGGAAGAAACUACCUUACUAUAUCCAGCUUCUUUAAGCCCAUCCCAACAAUACCCUCUAAAUUCGCAUAAAAAACAAGCAGAUUAUGAAAAAGAAAUGACAUUAUUGCAUGCCAAAAGUAAUUCCAAAGAUGACCAGAACGAAAGAGAGAAUGCCAAAAUGAGCCCUCUUGCAGGAAGUGCGGCCACAGGCUCCCCUGGCAGACCUAGCCCAACCAACUUCACUCAGACAAGCCAUGUAUGCGAAGGCUUGUUUGAUCUCUCUAACAAGUCAUCUUCCACAUCGCUUGGCAAGUACGACCAACCAGAAGAAAACCUCACAGCUUUCCGACCUGUGAGGAAAAGCACUGAUCAACCAACUCCACUCCAAAGUGUGCAGACGCAGCAAGAGAGAGGAGAUUCACCUACCAGCAUUAACGUCACUGAUGAAGAUUCACAUGCACAGAACGAAUGCCAGAACAACGAAGGCUCACUGUCCAACACAGAGGAAGACACAGGGAUAGCUCCUCUUAAUCUUUCCAAAAAGGCUGAUGCAAACACAGGACCUACGCAUGAGCCUACAUACAAAACCACAUCCAAAACAGAAAGUCACAGCUUUCUGGAGUUGCAAGACAUGCCUCUGAACCUCUCAGUAAAAGAUUCCUGUAACACAGUAAGCCUGAAAACAUCAUUCCACAGUCCAUCCCAUGAUAAUGGUGCUGCUACUUCUCCAAGCAAUGAAAAGGAAACCUCCGGAGCAGAAGCAUGUAGCCCCAAGAACCCUACUAACAGUGCCUGUGAUAAACCUUUUGCAGCUCACCGUAAUGAAGCUCAAGACUUAAGAAUAAUUGACAGCUGUGAUGAACAGAAACAAACAGCAGCUGUAGCUCUCUGUCAGCUAGCUGCAUACAGCCCAGGCAAAGUUAGACUGGACAAUGAAGGGCAAAGUCCUCAGGACAGUAAUGCUUCUUGUACAGAAGCUCCUCUCAAUUCUUCUGAUACUCAGGAUACUCAGUGCAAUCAAAAAGUAAAAGGACAAAAAAGGACAAACCAAAAAGAAUCAGCAAAAUCACAGCAAGGCACUAAAAGAGUAAGGCCAAAUGACUGUAGCAGAGUCUUCACUUUAAGGAAGAGAACAAGAGUAUCUUAAUACUUCACUUUCCAAUGAGUCAUAGGAGCUAGUUACCAGCAACACCACUUAAUUUCUACAAACCACCUCUUACUGGGUUUGGUUCCAUGACAAAAUACAUUCAAUCCCUCCCAUGUAAAUAAUGUUCAUAAUUUUAUAUUAAUAUUUUUAAGUAACAACCUUCCCUUGUAUAAGCUCAGAUUUUGAUGAGUGAAUUUUUGCAUUCAUUACU
Messenger RNA from Pezoporus flaviventris, 2791 nucleotides. It is a transcript of the gene ZNF750, whose product is annotated as zinc finger protein 750. Gene Ontology annotation, molecular function: RNA polymerase II cis-regulatory region sequence-specific DNA binding; DNA-binding transcription activator activity, RNA polymerase II-specific; promoter-specific chromatin binding. The transcript is spliced from 3 exons. Gene Ontology annotation, biological process: epidermis development; positive regulation of transcription by RNA polymerase II. NCBI's taxonomy places the organism in Eukaryota, Metazoa, Chordata, Aves, Psittaciformes, Psittacidae. The record is from RefSeq and is a predicted model, not a curated record. Gene Ontology annotation, cellular component: nucleus. The coding region runs from base 436 to 2580 and encodes 714 amino acids.